AUGGCUGCACCACUUUCUUCUUCAACCCUGACUAUCUCAAUCCUCUUAUUCAUCUGUUUCCUAUCAUCAUCAUCAUCAUCCUCUGUUGAUGUUCUCGGAGGAAAGAAAUUAGUAGGAGGAAAAACUGAAAUCAAAGAUGUGAAAACAAACAAACAAGUUCAAGAAUUAGGGAAAUAUUCAGUCACUCAGUACAAUUUGAAAUUCAAGAAAGGAGACAAAGGAAGUUUGACAUUCAAAGAAGUUGUUAAAGCACAGAGUCAAGUAGUUGCAGGGAUUCAAUACUUUUUGAAGGUUUCUGCAAUUCAGAAUGGAAAACCUAAACUCUAUGAUGCUGUUGUGGUUGUAAAAGCUUGGCAGAAACCUUCGAAUCUGCUUGUUAGUUUUAAUCCUUCUUCUAAUUAA
Messenger RNA from Papaver somniferum (opium poppy), 402 nucleotides. Its product is annotated as cysteine proteinase inhibitor B-like. The transcript has a single exon. The record is from RefSeq and is a predicted model, not a curated record. Lineage: Eukaryota; Viridiplantae; Streptophyta; Magnoliopsida; Ranunculales; Papaveraceae. Gene Ontology annotation, molecular function: cysteine-type endopeptidase inhibitor activity. Bases 1 to 402 code for a protein of 133 amino acids.